Messenger RNA from Camellia sinensis, 431 nucleotides. Lineage: Eukaryota; Viridiplantae; Streptophyta; Magnoliopsida; Ericales; Theaceae. The record is from RefSeq and is a predicted model, not a curated record.
AAUAGUUGCCAAUUCUCUUACCCUGCCCUCAUGAUAUCAACUAUAAAUAUGGGAUUUCAUUUGUGAAUUUCCCAUCUGAAAAUCUUCUCCUCCUUCAUUAUCUUCAGAAACUAACCUCUCUUAGAUUGUCUAAAGAAAUGGGUUUUGCACCUAAAAGCUAUUGCUCUCUUCUUUAUGUCCUGGUGCUUUUGCCAGCACUUUGUUACUCCCAGGACACUUUUGUGUCCUCUAGAGCAACCUAUUAUGGCAGCCCUGAUUGCUUGGGGACUCCAACUGGAGCUUGCGGGUUUGGUGACUAUGGAAGAACCGUCAACGAUGGUUCUGUGAGUGGAGUCUCUAGACUGUACAGGAAUGGAACUGGUUGUGGUGCAUGCUACCAAGUAAUUCAACUUCAAAGCUACUUAAAAAGUCAUUGACCCUUUUUGAGGAUA